GCGCGGUGAUGACGCCAGUGGCGCGCCGCCGGUGCCGCCGCCGGUGCCGGGCAUGGCCCAGCUCGGCGCCAUCGCCGCCCUCGCCCUCGGCGUGGCGGCCGCCGCGCUCCUCUCGGCCGUGCACAAGAUCGACGAGGGGCACAUCGGCGUCUACUACCGCGGCGGCGCGUUGCUGACCUCCACCAGCGGGCCUGGCUUCCACCUCAUGCUGCCCUUCAUCACGUCCUACAAGUCAGUGCAGACCACGCUGCAGACGGACGAGGUGAAGAAUGUCCCGUGCGGCACCAGCGGGGGAGUGAUGAUUUAUUUCGACAGGAUCGAGGUGGUGAAUUUCCUCAUCCAGAGCGCGGUGUACGACAUCGUCAAGAACUACACGGCCGACUACGACAAGGCUCUCAUCUUCAACAAGAUCCACCACGAGCUGAACCAGUUCUGCAGCGUGCACACCCUGCAGGAGGUGUACAUCGAGCUCUUUGAUCAAAUUGAUGAAAACCUUAAACUGGCCUUGCAGCAAGACCUAACCACGAUGGCCCCCGGAUUAAUUAUACAGGCAGUCCGAGUUACAAAGCCAAACAUCCCUGAAACCAUCCGGAGGAAUUACGAGCUCAUGGAGAGUGAGAAGACAAAGCUGCUGAUAGCAGCACAGAAGCAGAAGGUGGUGGAGAAGGAGGCAGAGACAGAGAGGAAGAAAGCUCUGAUUGAGGCAGAAAAGAUUGCACAAGUUGCUGAAAUAACUUAUGGACAGAAAGUGAUGGAAAAGGAGACAGAGAAGCGGAUUUCAGAGAUUGAAGAUGCUGCAUUUCUUGCACGAGAGAAGGCGAGAGCUGAUGCUGAGUGUUACACUGCAAUGAAGGUGGCUGAGGCCAACAAGCUCAAGCUAACUCCUGAGUACUUGCAGCUGAUGAAGUACAAGGCAAUCGCAGCCAACAGCAAGAUCUACUUUGGCAAAGAUAUUCCCAACAUGUUCAUGGACUCUGCAGGGAGCCAGAGCAAAUCUGCAGAGGGACUGGCAGAAGGAAUCCAAGAGGAGGACGGGGCAGGAACCAGUGAGGACACAAAACUACUUCAUAACAUCAACUGAAAAGAAAGAUUUCUAUUCAUUUUAUAUCAAAAAAUAAUGAACUGGGAAAUUCCUUUUAGUUUUCCCCCUUUUCCUGUGCUGAAAGAGAUGAAUCAGAUUUAAUCCUUUCAAUCUUUUAUAUGACAAUUAGACACUAGGACUUUGGUAUUUACGGGGUGGGUUUUCUGGUAAUUUCUAAGCCCCAGGUAUGUUUUGUAGCUGCUCUUGGUCACCCAGACCAAGGAUUUGGGAGAGGUUGUCAUGCCUAUCAGCUUGGGUGGGAACCUAAUUUGGGACUGAGGUGGUUCAUAGCAGUUGCAGGUAAAGAAAUGUUGAGGUUUUGGAGGGAGGGGAUUUGCUGCUACAACUUGUUUUGGUUUUUUUUCUUACUGAAAAUUCCAAGUACUUUAUUUCAAUCCCCUCUGAAACUAAGGUGCUAGAUUUUGUACAUUACACACAGAUGGCUGCUCAAGGCUGGGGCCACACGAGGUGACCCCGUGAGGGACAGAGGCUCAGCUGGAGUCCUGCAGGUUCCCACCCCUGGGGGGAUCGAAGCCUUAGACCACAUCCCACAGGGAGAAACACAAACUCUUCAUUUUCUGUGUCCUGACUCUGCUUUGUUUUCCAUUUGUCAUGUUUGUGUGGUGGAAUUGUCCCAGCACUUCAGCUGCUGGGGGAGGGUGUGGGCAGCACCCUGGAGUGCAGAGCUGGGUGGGAUCUUCAGAUGGAAAUUGUCACAGAAAACCAGGGAGGAAAGAAUUUUUGUCUCAGGGACCCUGAGUUUACAAAAGGCCUUGCUGGGGAGGAGCUGCUGGAGUGAGCAGACAGCUUUUCAGCUGAUCUGCUCUGGGAGCAGCUGGAGCUCAGUGUUUACAGUGUCUGAGUAGAAAAAGGACCUGCAGGUGAGCACAGCAGAGCUCCUGUGGACUGGGGCUGAGGGACCUUGUGGAAGGAACAUUUCCCACUGGCCAAGGACAAACCACGACCCUGAGAGGCCACAGGGCAGAGACAAGCAGCUCUUCCUGAAUUCCCAAAGAUGGAUUCCCCUUUUCCUCUCAGAACAGUGUUCCAGAAUGUUCCCUCUAGAGACGGAACAGAGCUUUCUUCUCCACACAUGCAAAAUUGGAGGAUAAAAGUCCAGGCCUAGAGAGAACAUUUUUUUUUCCCUCCCUAAUCCAUCUGCAUUUGGCAGCAGAGCCUGGUGAUUAAUUGCUGAUGUAAUUAGAGGCCAGUAUCCUCUUCUGAGAUGAUGCCAGUGCUUGUCAGAGACCAGCCUGGUGCAUUCACAGGCUCCUGCCCAAAUUCUUGCUCCCCAGCACCCCUGGUCUCACCCUUCAGUGUUCAAACCUUCAUCACUGUGUUGCUCUGAGAGCUCAGUGAAUCACUCCAGGGUUUUUACAGCAGUUUUCUCUUCCUUGUUGAUGUUUGAAAAUGCAAAAUAGAAAUGAAACAUCAGUUUCUGCUGGAGCAAAGUCCCAUCCUCUUUGUAUUUCUUAGGAAAUAGGAGCUAAGGGAUGUCCCAUCUGCAGACCUACAUCAGACCCAGCAGCAUCCCCAGGGAGGCUGUGAUAUUCCCAAAUACUCAUAAAUAGGUCUGUGCAGGCUCUAACAGGGAAUAGCAGAAGUUUUUAGCCAUGAGGAUGAGCUCACUUGAGAUUGUUCUGCGUUUGUGCUCGAGGUUUCCAUCAGCAACUAACACCUCCUUUUACACAAGUAUUGUUCACUAAUGAAAGGACCCUACUAAGCCAAAGUGGUGUUAUAAAGGCUUUUUUUUAUGUGUGAUUUCACAGCAAGACAAUAGCUUGGGAUAAAGAGCUCUUAAUAUUUUUUUUUUUAAUUAAAACCCUAAUUGCUAAAGCAUUAGUGUAAUUUAGUUAAGUUGUACUAAGAGUAAAAAAAGAAAAGUGAAGUUGAGAGUGUGUCAGUCUUCAUAAGCCAGAAUGUGUUGUUGUGUCUUCAUUCAGGUUUCUUCACACUAAAAUGUCCUGAAUGUUCCAGAGUGGCUCAGUCUCCAUGUAAACCUGUAUUCCUCUAACAGGCAAAUUGUCCUGUUUCUCUAACCUUGAGGUGAAGAUCUGAACUUCCAACCCACUCUGUAGCAAAGGGAGCAGAGGUUUGUGGCACUGCUGAUUCCUGGCAGCACGGAAAUGCUCUGCCAGUGCAGUCCUUGAUCUUCUUAUGUACUGAAUUCAAAGCCUUUUUAUUUUGGUAUUUGCUAUGACAAUAAAAUGGCCUUCAAUUUUAGAACCUUCA
Molecule: messenger RNA, 3313 nt
Organism: Passer montanus (Eurasian tree sparrow)
Lineage: Eukaryota; Metazoa; Chordata; Aves; Passeriformes; Passeridae
Gene: ERLIN2
Product: ER lipid raft associated 2
Exons: 11
Coding region: 53-1081 (342 amino acids)
Biological process (GO): SREBP signaling pathway
Cellular component (GO): endoplasmic reticulum membrane; endoplasmic reticulum
Molecular function (GO): ubiquitin protein ligase binding; cholesterol binding
Source: RefSeq, a predicted model, not a curated record